CACCACACCAACACCUCUUCCAGUUCCAUCAAUUUGUGACAUUGUUUUGGGGUGUUGCUGCUGGUGAUAUCUCUGAAGACUUGCAGCUGCCCACAACAUGGACUUCACCACACAGCGGCUGCCCACAACAUGGACUUCACCACACAGCGGCUGCCCACAACAUGGACUUCACCACACAGCAGCUGCCCACAACAUGGACUUCACCACACAGCGGCUGCCCACAACAUGGACUUCACCACACAGCGGCUGCCCACAACAUGGACUUCACCACACAGCGGCUGCCCACAACAUGGACUUCACCACACAGCGGCUGCCCACAACAUGGACUUCACCACACAGCGGCUGCCACAACAUGGACUUCACCACACAGCGGCUGCCCACAACAUGGACUUCACCACACAGCAGCUGCCCACAACAUGGACUUCACCACACAGCGGCUGCCCACAACAUGGACUUCACCACACAGCGGCUGCCCACAACAUGGGGAAUAUCUUCAACCUACAAUAUUCGAUAAACUUUAG
Molecule: messenger RNA, 521 nt
Organism: Cherax quadricarinatus
Lineage: Eukaryota; Metazoa; Arthropoda; Malacostraca; Decapoda; Parastacidae
Source: RefSeq, a predicted model, not a curated record